AUGAUAGUGCAAGAUUUGAGUUCUUUGGAGGCAGAAAGAGGGGCAUGGAGUUGCAAAAUGCACUGUAUUGGUAAUUUUUUGGGUGGUAUGGAUAGAGGUAUAGGAGGAUCUUUGAGGAAGGGGCGAGGAGGUGGAUCUUGUGGGAGAGGGUUUGAUUUUGGGCAUCCCUUUGGCGGAGAUCGAACAAAAAAUGUUUCUGUCAUCGGCUCUGAAUGGUUUAUCAUACAUUUCAUACAUGGCAUCGCAGAUGACAUUAAGGCAAGUAGCUGCUUCAGGUUUUUAACUGUUUGGAAUGGCAAUGAUGACAAAUUGUCUGGUUUGUCACGGUUUGGGUCCUACCCAUCUAUAGCAGGUGAGGAUAAGCUCAACUUUGGCGUUGAUGUUCCAUGUUGUCACACUUUCCAUCUAUUCAUUUGCACAGUUGGUGGCCAUUCUUAUACUCAAGACAAUAGAGACCAGACAUCUGUCAUUGUGCAUGCAAAUAUCUGGUGCAGAACCAAAGGAGAACCAGCUGGGGGAGCUCAGAAGCGUAUUUCAAGUGGGAACUCCUUAACUGAUUGUGAAAUUAAAAUAUUUCUUCUCCUUAUUAGAGCAGUGCUGCCCAGUUAUAGUGAGACAGAAGUAUCGGGAUCUGCGAAGGAAAGAGGAUUAUGUGGCAAAUUGAAUAAGUUUGUUCUGGCCUAUAGUGGUGGCUUAGACACAUCAGUCGUUGUUCCGUGGCUAAGGGAGAACUACGGCUGUGAUGUUGUUUGCUUCACAGCCGAUGUUGGUCAAGGUUUAAAAGAAUUGGAAGUUCUAGAAAAGAAGGCCAAGGCCAGUGGGGCUUCUCAGUUAGUAGUAAAGGAUCUAAAGGAGGAGUUUCUCAAAAAAUUAAGAGACCAGAUGGCCGAAGGUCCCGAUGAGGGCGAGGUCUAG
This is a messenger RNA of Prunus armeniaca (apricot), 915 nucleotides long. Lineage: Eukaryota; Viridiplantae; Streptophyta; Magnoliopsida; Rosales; Rosaceae. The record is from the annotation of a GenBank genome assembly.